Molecule: messenger RNA, 1646 nt
Organism: Brassica oleracea var. oleracea
Lineage: Eukaryota; Viridiplantae; Streptophyta; Magnoliopsida; Brassicales; Brassicaceae
Product: reticuline oxidase-like protein
Exons: 2
Coding region: 26-1621 (531 amino acids)
Molecular function (GO): FAD binding; oxidoreductase activity
Source: RefSeq, a predicted model, not a curated record
UAAGUGAUAACAAGAAGUAAAGAGAAUGAAAUCUCUAACAAUCCACACCCUAAUCAUCACUGUUUUCUUCUCUACAAUCCCAACAUCAUUUGCAUCACCACCAAGACUCGAAGACGUUUUCUCACAGUGCACCACAGAUUUUAAACCCUCAAAUCCAAAUUUCCCAAUACAAAACUUCACAUACACUCAACAAGACCCUAGUUUCCUCACAAUCCUCAACAACUACGUCCGUAACCUCCGUUACUUCAACAACACGACACGUAAACCCGUCGCGAUCAUAGCAGCCGCCGACGUAACUCACAUCCAGGCCACGAUCACCUGCGCCAAAAGACUCAGCCUCCAGCUCCGUAUCCGAAGUGGAGGCCACGACUAUGAUGGGAUGUCGUAUUUAUCAACAGUCGAGUUCGUCGUCCUAGACAUGUUCAACCUCCGUUCUAUCGAGUUUGAUCCUAAACUCGACACCGCGUGGGUCCAAUCCGGUGCUACACUUGGAGAGAUCUACUACGGAGUUGCCAACAAAAGCAACGAUCUCCGUGGAUUUCCUGCCGGAGUAUGCCCCGGUUUAGGCGCUGGUGGACAUUUUAGCGGUGGCGGUUACGGAAACAUGAUGAGAAAGUACGGUUUAUCGAUCGAUAACAUUAUAGACGCAAAGAUCGUUGAUGCUAAGGGUAGAGUGUUGGACCGUAGCUCGAUGGGAGAAGAUCUUUUUUGGGCCUUACGUGGCGGUGGGGCCGCUAGUUUCUGUGUUGUCUUAGCCUGGAAGAUCAAGCUUAUUCCGGUUCCAGGAAAGGUCACAGUCUUUAACGUGGAAACUGUCGGAAACAGAGGAGGCGUGAACACCACGGAACUUGUAUUGAAAUGGCAAGAGAUCGCAGACAAGAUCGACAACAAUCUGUUCAUAAGGUUAACUUUAAGCACAAGCAACAAAACUGUGAAGGCUUCAUUCAUGGGAAUGUUCCUCGGAGAUUCGACAAAGCUUCUAGAAACCAUGAACACGGAUUUCCCGGCGCUUGGUCUGAACAAAACAGAGUGUCUAGAAAUGAAAUGGAUCGAAUCGGUUCUGUUCUGGCUAAGUAUCCCACCCGGUACAGCACCGACAUCGGUUAUGCUAAACCGUAUCCCGCAAAAGCAAAUCUACCUCAAGAGAAAAUCCGAUUACGUCCAAAAACCGAUAUCAAGAACCGGUUUGGAUGCGAUAUUCAAGGUUCUGUUAGAGAACGAGAACGUGACAAUGGCUUGGAACCCGUACGGAGGGAGGAUGAGUGAGAUUCCAUCGACGGAAACAGCGUUCCCGUACCGAGCAGGGAACAUGUUCAAGAUUCAGUACGCAGCGAACUGGUUGGUGCAAGGGGAAGCAGUGGCUAACGAAUGCUUGAGCCAGACGGAAAGAGUGUUCGAGGCAAUGAGCCCUUACGUGUCAAAGAAUCCACGAGAGGCGUUUUUGAACUAUAGGGACGUUGACAUUGGAACGAGCUUGAACUCGACGUACGAGGAAGGUAAAGUGUAUGGGGUGAAGUAUUUUAAGAACAACUUCGAGAGAUUGGUUAAGGUCAAGAGCAGAGUUGAUCCCGAUAACUUUUUCCGGUACGAGCAGAGCAUUCCUGUGCUCUCUAGUCACUAGAAAUUACCUAGAGACACAUUCUUGC